AUAACCUUCGUGCCUUCGCACGCGCUUCAACCUGUAGUGGAGAGCAAGAGCCCCACUCGACGUUCGGUGGGGCCAGAGAUGUUCCCCUCGUUUCGCAUCGUUUCGCACGAACAUGUUGCUCUUGCUGCAACGUAUGUACGGAAGGUCUGGGGAGUAGAGCGAAGUGUCGAGGGAGAGUGGGGUUGCGAGCACAGUCAGUAAGUGAUAUUUAUUCUAGUUUGACGCGUACAUAAAGAAGUACACUGUAUUGUCAAUUACUUGUAAUUGUUGAUCCAAGAAGAACUUCAUCGUUUCUAAAUUGCAUCAAUUUUUGGUCUUGUAGUCCUGUUUCUCUUUCUGUUUAUUUUCCAAACAUGCAACAUUCCUAGUCCUAGUGAAGAUGUGAGGAGGGUUUUUUUCUGGGAGAUGAGAACUUCCUCAGACACAACCACCACGUGGAGGCACUAGCACCUGCCCCAUGUACACGUACUCAUGGUUCGAGCAACUGUGCCUUGUCCUCUUGUACGCUUUUUUCCCAUCACAUCGUAACCAAUUCGUGGAGUUCUGGUCUACUGUAGAUUUGUUCUCAUGCUCAUGUGAAACUACCGCACGAGACACACAUCAUGAGAGACCACAACCGGGGCCCGGAUAUGCCGUCCCUCAAGCACCGGGCCUCGUUGCAGGGACAUGCCCAACAGCAGCAGCAGCAGCAGCAACAACAGAACCAGGAACAGCUGCAGCAGAUGCCGAAUCAGCACCACAUGCUCCUGCAACAAAGGCAACAGCAGCAGCAGCAUGAUCACCUGCACCCGCAGUACCAUAUGCAGCAGGUGGAAGUGCAACCGCAACACAGAAUACAGGUGCCACCGCAGCAGAGUAGAGCGGUCUUGCAACCGCAACAGCAGCUACUCGGUCACCAACAACCCCUCCAACAGCAGCAGCAAAUCUGGACUGCACAAGGGAUACAGCAGCAGCAGCAGCAGCAGCAGCCGCUGCCAAGGCCGCUAGAACACCAGCAGCUCCUGGGACAACAGCAGCAGCAAAUCCGGACUUCACACGACAUAGAGCAGCAGCUUUUGCGCAGGCCACAAGGGCACCAGCAGCUGCGACAACAGCAGAGCAGACUGCAGGUCCACGCUAGUACCCACAUGCAGAAUCCGCCGCUCGGGGGCGUCCCGGUAGAACAGCACAAAUUGCAGCCUCCGGCGCAACAAGAGCAUGUUCCGUCCGGCCUGAUACCACGACGUGGUAAAAACCAAAAUCCGGUUGCCGAACCGGAAUCAGGCCGCGCGAAGGGUAGUACUAGCCGACUUUUACCAGAAGUUCGGGCGCGAGAAGAGCAGAACCACAAUGCAAGUAACUCCGCUUCGUCUCCGUCAGAACAGACCGCACAACAAACAAGCAACAACAGCUCCAAAAUGACCUCAUCCCGCAACACAUUCUUAGACCCCGUCGCCGAAUCAACGCGAUCAGGUGUAGGAAGCAGCGGCAACCCGGGCGGUGGCGCGUCGUCUAAUACCAACAAUUCUCUGCUGCGCCUCGGCGUGCGGAGCGGGGCCUCGGUCCGAGCAGAGGCGCUCCUGCGCGUUCAAAAUGCCCCUUCUGCCCCUGCGUCGAAAGACACUAUUGUCAGCGACAGCGAGCUCGCAUCAGAACGGAUUCGAGGCGAGGAAGAGAAACGGCAACAAGUAUGGAAGUGACUUCGCGUUUGUUCAUUCAUCCUCGCUGUUACUAACAUCAUUUCUCAUGCAGAAUCAGUAUCAACACCCUCUGGGUAGCUACUUCGCAUGACAGGUUCACCGCGCAGCAAAAAUCUGCAAUGCUUUUAGGUUCUUUGCUCGCCUACUUGCAUCACAAAUUCUUGCAACAGCGAACAAUGGAAGAACAACGCUUGAGAGCGCCAUAACCAGCAUUAGCCGAUGUUGAUCGGGAACAAGAACUAUCAAAUGCAAAUAUGUCAUCUGAGUCUGGAAGGUUGAAACUUGUGCUGCUGUCCAAAAUCUGUAUUGCGUCACUACCAAGAGGAUCCGAGUUUCUGCUACACGGUGGACAGGGUAUUUCUCAUGCGGAUUUUAAAUGAGGAAGCCCCAUGCCCAUAAAAAUCUGCAAUGCUAGGUCAUGCAUCACAGGCAUCAUGGGUCAUGCAAAAUACGCACGACAAACCUCCAGACCCACACAUAUUUGCAUUUGAUAAGAACGAGUGCGAGAAGAGCGUCGUGAAGAGGCAGAAAAACGGGUAUCCUUUGCAAAAGUAUCGUACUCGUAUUGCAAGCAUGCAUUACAAAUUUUUUUCCGAACCUAAAUCCAAAUUUUAUUUCUCAUGCUGCGGAAAUUUGUAAUGCAUUUAUACGAGUGCGAUACUUUUGCACUGCAUAACGGGCUAUCAAAUGCAAAUGAUGUGUCUCAGUCUGGAAGAAUGUGAAAGGUUUGUCAUGACGCAGCUCCUUGUGGAGCUCAAAGAUGAUCGUCUAGCAUGGUAAGGUAAGUACUUGCACCCGGAGGCAUUACUAUAGAUUGUGCAAGAAGAGCUUCUUAGUUCCUAUUUCGCAUGAGAGAUUCCCCCUUUGCGUGGCAAGAAGUGGGCAACAACAGUUGUUGCUCCACCGAACUACACAGUCUUUUGGUUUUGCACGAUUCAAUCAUCAGAUUCUGCAUGACAAGUUUCCAUGGAGUCCCAGUCCUUUCGGCCAUGUUUGCAAUGCAUACGACCUCGAGCGGAACGACUGCGGAUAGCACGAGAGCAGGAACAGGAUCGCCUCGCUGAGGAACGUCGCCGGGAGGCCGAACAGGCCCUCCGAAACGUCGAAAAGGUCAAGCUCGAGCGCACUAACAAACGGUCAGAACGUGUGGUGAAGGAACUGGUAUCAAAUGCAAAUAUGGCUGGGUCUGGAAGAAUGCAAACUUGUGAUGCUGCAUUUGGAUUCCAAAAAAAUCUGUAUUGCGUAAGCAGAAAAGGGAAUGCGAUUAUUUUGGCUACGCGGAGAGGGCAUUUGUCAUGCGGAAUAAAUAGGCAUCGCGAAGCCCUCAAAAAGUCUGUGAUGCUAGGGCAUGCAUCACAGACACCAUGGCCCAUGCAAAACGCGCAUGACAAGUCUCAGAAAUUUCCAGACCCAGACAUUUUUACAUUUGAUAACCGGCAAAAAUGAACAAGGUGCAGGAGAAGCAAGCCAGGGACGAAGCAGAGAAAAAAAGAGCCGCCCAGGCAAAAAUGGAGCAGGAACGCAAACGUGCGGAGGGGGAAGCUACACGAGCGAAGGAAGCACGGGGCAGAGCGGAGGAAGCGGAAAAGGAAAAGAAAAAAGCAGAGCACAAACUGCACAUCCAGAACCUCGCGUACGAAGGGCUGCAAGACGACUAUCUCAAGGCCAUGAAUUUGCAACCUAACCUAUCAAAAUGAAUAAAAGAAAAGCUGCUCCCUUUAUUUCCAUAGAUAUUUAUUUCCAUGACAAGACUUCUUUGCGCCGCAGUUUCGAAAUGCAAGUCUAUAUAGAGCCGAACGAGCGGAGUUGGUUUGAACCUACAGCCGCAACUACGGUCGUGGCGAACAAUUUGUUAUAGACUCUUACAGUUGUACCUCUCUCUCGACGUCGGCUUGUAAGUCUCUGAAGUCGCUCAAUGCAUGAAGUCACGGUGGUGAUUUGUGACAAUAAGUCAGGCAUUAAAAUGCCUGUAGUUAACGGGUACGGGGGUGGUUUUUUUUUCCCAGCGCCAUAACACAAGCUUCCGCCCGGCUCGGAGAUCCGCAUGAUGUACGAUACAGUGGCGGGCUCGACAACCAAGGUGCAGGGAAGUAUCCAAACCGAAAGAGCUAGUGUGGUGGUACAAGAUGCUCAACUUGCAAAUGCAAAAACAGACUUGGCUCGCAACACAAAGGUAUGGCUUUUGAAACAACACGUACACGUAGCUGUGGCACCGUACGCAAAUAGACUUUUCUUGCCGGCGGUUACUUUUGCAUUGCACGACACGAUAGUACACCUUCUAACUUUUUUCGGUGUGAUACUGGUCCGAUCCUACACCAUGACGGAUCCCAACGAUAGCUACAGUGGUAUUCUGAGUAAAAACGUCACCGUCUCCACCCCAAGGUUGUCAUGCAAAUUCACAUGCACCUCGACCUUCCCAGACUGUGUUUCAUGUGCAAAACCAUGAGAAGCGUCUCGUCAAUGCUGUCUGGAGCAUUGUCAUGAGCAGAAGCGACGUUUUUGGUGUGACUUCAAUAGCUGAGCACGAUUACGCUAGAGACCCAAACUUGUCAUGCACCACGCGCAAGAAAGGUCGUUGGUUCUGGUAGCAAUAAAAUGCAUACCUUCUUGGCUUUGAGCUGGUGACGUUUUUCCUCAGGAUGAACGAGCGGACAAACUUCAGGCUUGUUCAUAUGAAGUUCUCAAACGUUACAUUCUCAGCUGUAUACAUGAAUCUGUCAUGCAAUAAAAUUGGCACCAACAUCUACAUGAUCAAGCUGCGUCGCACGAGAAGUUCAAGUUCCCGCCUUGCUAGAUAGAUUCUAAUCUGCUCCAAACCUGUAAUGCAAAAGGCGCAAGAACCGUUCCCCUUUCACUUUUUAUGUUCCUGCAUUGCAAAUUCAUGCAACAGUUGAGAGUGUAACGUUGGAGAACGCCAUAGCACACGAGGAAUACACACCGCAGCAGCUGCGCGACAUCGAAAAAGCCCAUGAGAGGAAGUUCGUGAUCGAAUACAUAAACGAGCCUAUCAAGAUGACAACUAGAUGACAACUCCCCUCCUCCCCACAUUCGAACGCAGAUCUGUCUAGCAUGGCUUGUGUGCAAGAAAAGUCAAGUUUUGUCAUGCUAGAAGUCGGGAAGCAGAGAUGCGGACUCUAGUGGUCGCUGGCGUGAUGCUGGGAAGGCCGUGCGGCUUCAGUAUGACCAGGGGAAGCAACCACACUGUCAGGAACAGGAAUAGCAUGAUAAACUACCUGCAGACAGUCAAGAUUUGCGUGUCUUCGGCUGCUCCUAGCAAAAUACUAACUUGAUUUGUGCACGAAAAUUUGUGUACACAAAUCGCGCAUGAUCAGAAAUUUUCUUUGGAAUAUGGGGAGAAGGGAUUUUUUCUAUACGAUGCCACACAAUCCGGACGCACCACCGCUGCAGACCAUCACGCGGAAGACUGGCGACAGCAUCCUUGAGCUGGCCAUAAAAUUGCCAAAAUAUAAAAUGUUCGACUUGCAAGACUAUGUAUUGCGAGCAUGUAGUUUGGGUCAGGAAGAGAGCAAGGGGUCUCAUCAUGCUCGGCAACCUUAGUUUUCAACUCUGUCAUGCGCGUUAACGCCAAACGUGCUGACUUUUCUUUUCUGUCAUUCAAAAACGCAGGUUGCCCUGACAUCAUGAGGAACAGACUUUACCCCAGCAACUCAGAAUCCUAUCAUGCCUGGCCGUCAAGAAUUGAAUUGUCCUCAUCGGGCAAAACAAGCUCCUUCCAGACCCAAACAUAGUUUUUGCAUUCGAUAAAGAAAUCGGACAAGUAGACCACGACCAACCAUCUGCAUCUGCUCCGAGCAGGCCGCACCAAGACCACACAAAUAACGCCGACCUUCUUUCAACUUCGAACCAAAACACUUCCUCUCGCGAUGUGACCACCGUCGAGAUCAUCCGGGGCGAGCAGUCCGCCUCGGUCAACGAGCCGCGGGUCCUGUCCACCUCGUCCAGUGGCGUCAGCAGUUUUCCCGCGAUCAAACUCGCCCCGCCGACAGAUCUGGAGCAGCUAUUUCCUGCCGCGAGUCCAUUGCAAACGCAGUUCUGCUUAUCGCAGGAAAAAACUGCUUCACGACUGAUGGCUUUGCCAGGUCUGCAUGACACAGGAAAUAGAUUUCUUUUUCUUCGCCGUGCGCUCCUCCCAAGAAAAAUGACCCUGCUUGAAAGUAACCCGUUGUCUUGCAAGAGUAGAGUAAGCGAAGUAGGUCUAUGUUCCCUUCUAGUAUGCAUCACAAUUUCACAGACAGAGAAACAGUUUUUUCUUGCGAUACUGUGACGGGAGGUCCGAAGUCCGGAUACUGCCUACUUCUAAUACGACGCAGACCAGCAACUUGAAUAAUAUGGCGUUCUCAACAAACGUUACAUGCUCAGCUGUUGCAUGAUCUGUCAUGCAAAAUUGUCAUCAGCAUAUACGCAAUCAACCCGUUUAGCAUGACAAACUCUGGAAUGGGUAAAUAGCAUGGCAAUUUCUUCCAAAUUUGUAUAUGCAAGACGCGGAAUUUUCCCGCUUUCAUUUUUGUUGUUCUCGCAUCACAAAUCUGUGCAACAGUUGAGCGUGUAACACUUGAGAACGCCAUAAAUGCCGCGGGUUCUAGUUCUUCAUCUCGGGAACAACAACAGGAGCAGCAUAUGGACGUCGAGAAGGUUGGUGUCAACGAGAUGCAGCUGAUGUAGUUAUUUUGUGAAAAUGACCAUACAACGCUCUUCUCACGACCUUCUUGCAGUGAAGAUCACAAGCCUUAGGUAUCUUUACCAGAGGUCGCUCUACGCUUUUUUUGAUGUGACGUCUGCAUGCCAUGGUUAUUUUGUAUUUGUUUCACGGAAGUGGAAGCAAGGACGGUAUGCAACUGUCUACUCGUCUGCGUGUCGCACUCACUGACACCGACAUUCUUUCCGGGCAUAGCACCUCUCAGACAGCAGUUCGUCCAGGCAAAUCCCGCAGGAGGUGCUGUCCAGGCGCCUCCCGCGCAUCCUAAGGGAACGGGUGAAACGGGAACCACCACAGAAACGGGGGACCACGGAGGUGUGCAGUUCUACAAGCUGACGCCAGCAGCGAGUAUUACUUCUGUGCGUGGCACUUUUUUACUGCAGUUUUGUGGGUGAAUCUUCUAUUUGGAUUUGCUACAACUACUCCGCGGUAACCUAUUAACUACGAACUGUCAUGCGAAGUUGGCAGCCUACAGCUGCUACACUUUGAAUUCAUCGCACUGCAUGCACCAUUAACGCUACAUGAUUUCGGAAUUUUCAACGUAACUAUUCAGGCGCAUCCCCGGAAGGCCACCUCUACAUGAAACCUCCGCCUGGCGCGGAUCUGCAGCUGUGCUGGUACUACGAAGAGCCAGCGUACCCUACAGAAAAGUUGUACACAUACAUCAGAGAAAAAAGAACUUGUGGUGCGGUAUUUCGUGCUGUCACUUCUAAAACCCUGUUGAGCAUGACAAACCUUGUUCUGUGAUGCAUUACAGGCUGCGGUCUGCAAAACAGGAAAUUGCCUCCCCUGAGGGCAAUUCGGCUUUAGCAACACAAUGGUUUUUUUCUGGUAUGGAAGUAUGUACUUUUCUGUAGGAUAAGAAGAAGGUCGGAAAAAAGGAAGAUGAUGCUGCUGCUGCUGCUGCCGCAGUUGCUCCCGACGAGGAUGUCGAUGUCGAUAUGGCCCCAGCGGCUCCUGCUGCACCCGGAAAUGCCCUCCAACAAGAGCCGAUUAUCCCGCUUAUGGGAUUCAGUGCGGUGAGCCCAGGCGACGCCAGCUCCGGAGCAAACAGUCCCAUGGACGACGACGAUGCCGCAGCUGCACAAAUAAACCCGAUGGUGGGGACAAAGCGGCAACACCGCGGUGGAGCACAGCCACAGUGA
Molecule: messenger RNA, 7541 nt
Organism: Amoebophrya sp. A120
Lineage: Eukaryota; Dinophyceae; Syndiniales; Amoebophryaceae
Source: the annotation of a GenBank genome assembly